AACAACAACGGCUACUUCUACUUCACCAUUGUAAAACCAAAUUUCAAAUUUCAAUCCCAUUUUUAAACCCUCUCACCAAAUUUACUCUCAAAUCUCCAUCACCAUCCCUCGCUCUCUUCUCAAAUCUCAAAUUUCCAAACCCUAGAGUUUCUUCCUCGUAUUUGCUCCGGCUAAUCAUCCCCCACACACGAGAAGAUGAACGAUUUGAUGACGAAAUCGUUCUUAAGUUAUGUGGAAUUGAAGAAGCAGGCGCAGAGGGACGGAGACUCCGCCGCUGGCUUCGACAUUGAAUCCGGCGGCCAAGAACUCAACCCUACAGAAGAACAGAACCUGUCUCUGUUUUUCCGACAAGUCGACGAAAUCAAGACCGAAAUGGAAGAGACCACCAAUCUCUUAACCGAUCUUCGGAAACUGAACGAAGAGGCGAAAUCGACUCACAACGCCAAAAUCCUCCGCGGCCUGAGAGACCGAAUCGACUCCGAUAUGGUCUCGAUCCUCCGAAGGGCAAAACUGCUCAGAGAGAAAUUGGCCUCUCUCGACCAAUCCAACGCCGCGAACCGCCUGAUCUCCGUCGCGUACGGCGAAGGCACCACCGUCGAUCGGACGAGAAGCUCCGUCACGAGCGGAUUGAGAGUGAAACUCCGAGAGAUGAUGAACGAUUUCCAGUUGUUGCGGGAGAAAGUGGUGGCGGACCACAAGGAGGAUCUGAGGAGAAGAUAUUUCGCGGCGAUCGGGGAGCAGCCGAGCGAAGAAGUGAUGGAGAAGAUAAUGUCCGGGAGUGUGAAACUGGAAUCGUUUGGGGGAAAAUUAAGAACAGAGUCCGAGUUGGGGGAGCGAGUCAGGCACGAGUCGGUGAUGGAUAUUGAGAAGAGUUUGAAUAAGCUUCACCAGGUGUUUCUGGACAUGGCGAUUUUGGUGGAGAGUCAGGGGGAGAAGAUGGAGGAUAUUGAAGAGAAUGUGGCGAGAGGUGGGAAGCUCAUCAAUGGCGGAACUUGCAGCCUUUACUAUGCGAAUCAGAUGAAGAGGAAGAACAAGAAAUGGGUGUAUUGGGUUUGGGGUGUGAUUUUCGUUAUAUUGCUUGUUUGCAUCAUUGCUAUGUUGGUUUCUUAGAAUUCUCUCUCAGACUUCAACUCAUAAAUUGAGAAUUUUGUGGU
Molecule: messenger RNA, 1154 nt
Organism: Momordica charantia (bitter melon)
Lineage: Eukaryota; Viridiplantae; Streptophyta; Magnoliopsida; Cucurbitales; Cucurbitaceae
Gene: SYP112
Product: syntaxin of plants 112
Biological process (GO): exocytosis; vesicle fusion; intracellular protein transport
Cellular component (GO): SNARE complex; endomembrane system; plasma membrane
Molecular function (GO): SNARE binding; SNAP receptor activity
Source: RefSeq, a predicted model, not a curated record